Colletotrichum siamense is the source of this 1710-nucleotide messenger RNA. It is a transcript of the gene prlR-0, whose product is annotated as Pyrrolocin cluster transcription factor fsdR. The coding region runs from base 1 to 1710 and encodes 569 amino acids. NCBI's taxonomy places the organism in Eukaryota, Fungi, Ascomycota, Sordariomycetes, Glomerellales, Glomerellaceae. Gene Ontology annotation, biological process: DNA-templated transcription. The record is from RefSeq and is a predicted model, not a curated record. Gene Ontology annotation, cellular component: nucleus. The transcript has 4 exons. Gene Ontology annotation, molecular function: zinc ion binding; DNA binding.
AUGUCCUUCAAGGUCUUCUCAAUCAAUCUGUUGAUGGAGAGUAUCAACCGCAUUCAGCACAUGUUAGAAGACGACGGCCGCCCUAGAGCCCUAACUACUGCCCUGGACGAAACAAAUCUUCCGGACCUGGUGCUUGCAUCCUUCAGUAAAGCUACUCUGAGAGAUAUAAUGCAAGCUUUGCCGUCCCGCCAAGUUUCUGACAGAACAAUAUCUGCCUACUUUAACGCCAGGCAUGUGACGGUCCCUUUCAUCCACACGCAUCAAUUCAGAAGACAAUAUGAGGCCUUCUGGAGUGAUCCCGCGACUGCGAACCUCUUAUGGGUCAGCAUCUUCUUCUCGGUUCUGGCCACUGGGGCUGUCGUCCUAGGCGCAAAGGCAGCAUCUACCUCUGAUCCAAAUCACCCUUGGGCCUACGUCACCAUGUCAGCACGGUGUCUCGUCGCAGGCCAGUACCAGAAAGCUGGGGAGUUCUCGGUCGAAGCCUUGGUCAUGCAUGCUCACUCGCGUCAUUUCCAAAGAAGCAAAAAAGACGUCGACACGUCCCAACUACAUGCAUUGGCUCUCCGCUUAGCACAACGGCGAUGCUAUCACCAAGAGCUAGACAAUUUACUGCUGAUUAUGACACCUUUCGAAGCAGAAAUGAGACGCCGGGUGUGGUAUGUCAUUCAAUACUACGAUGUAAUGUUCUCCAUUGAGCAGGGGUUACCACCACUUAUUCACGAGGAUACAUACUCCACCCGUCAUCCAACGAAUGUCUCCGACGAAGACUUUGACGAAGACGUUGUCUACUUGACGCCUCGACCGAUAGAAGAAGCUCAACCCAUGCUUCCCUGUGUCUGCAUCUCUCAUCUAUUACCAAUACUACGACGCAUCAUUCGCCAUACGCUGGGUUUAAAGACAUGCACCUACUCAGACGCCAUGUCUCUCCAAGCCGAACUGGAGACGUGGUACGCAUCGAUCCCGCCCAGCUUUCGCAUACGCGCGAUCAAAGAUACCUCGUUCACGGACCCGAAUCACACGGUCAUGCAACGUAUCAUGCUCGAACUCAUGUAUACCAUGGGAACCGUCCUCCUGUACCGCCCGUUUCUCGAUCUAAUGAAACUAAAUAAUCCCGAGUGUCAAGCGGCGCUCAAAGUAUGUCGGAGGCUGGCUGUGAGAUCUGUCGGGGUCUAUGUCGAAGUCGAUCAUGAAAUGCAGGAAGGCGGAAGACUAUACGAGGAUCAGCCCAUCGCCUCGGGCUUGUCGGUGAAUGACUUCUUGAUAACGACGAUAGUGGCACCCCUCGAGUUCUUCGAUUGUCCAAACCUACCCCCAGGUGAAGAGGAUUAUAUCAUCAACCUGCUUCAAACAGCAACGCAGCUGUGGUCCAAGAGAUUAGUUGCCUCUACCCAUGUGCGUGAAAGCACGAGACUGCUCCGGCUGAUUGCGGCAAAGACUCAAACGGCCAGCCAAGGACGACGCCACGUCCCAUACCCGGUUCCAAGCUCAUCCACCGCUGCCGAAGCAGAAACAGAGCAAUAUGGACAUUCGGCGCUGCAGCAAUAUCCUAGCGGGGAAGGAGGAUAUACAGAAUCGGACAUUGAUUUCGAAGUCGGACUUAUUGACUGGAGCAACGCUGUGGAAAUUGACUGGGACCCAGCCAAUUUUUGUCUCGACUUCGAUACGGUCAAUAAAGCAAUGUCAAUGAAUCAGUUCCUUGACACUCAGUGA